AAACUACCCAGCGCGCUCUAGUGAACAAACUAUCGUCAACAAUAAGUGAAUAAUAAAAAUAAUGACAGUAUCAACUACAAGUCAAAUCAAUGUUAAAUUAAUUCUUUAUAUUUUAUACUACAUACAUAUUUACAAGAUAAAUAUAUAUUAUACAUAGCACAUAACUUAUUAUCUAUCAAUUGAUAAGUAUUUACAUUGACCAAUAUACCUCAAUUAUAUUUUAAUAAAACUAUUUUAGAGCUUAUUGUUUUGUUUGUACAUACGCUGUAUUAUUGUUGAAUUUGUUGUUUAAAAUGCCACCUAGUCGGCUGGACUCUGUUUACCGAAGAAUAUUGUUGACUAAAUUUUUCACUAAAGGUUGGGGCAAUCCUGAAAGUUUGAGAAGGAUUUUUGAAUUUAGAAAAGUUGUUGCUAAUCGAGAAGCUUGUUAUAAUCUUAUACCUCGAGACUAUCCAAUUACAAUAACCAAGGAUGAAGAAUGGUCUGACUGUCACAUAAUCGAAGGAAAUUUUGAAACACCAUUUGAACAACAUUUACCAAAUAUAAUGCCCGAGGAAACAAAAACAUCAUACUUUCAACUAAUACUACCUCUAAAGUGGACUUCUCACAAAAUAAAACCCGUCUGUUUGCAUCUUGCAGGAACUGGAGACCACUACUUUUGGCGCAGAAGGAAUCUAAUUGCUAAACCACUGCUAAAAGAAUCUGGAAUCGGAUCAUUAUUACUUGAAAAUCCAUUUUAUGGCUUGAGAAAACCUAAAGAUCAAAUUCGCUCCAAUUUGCUGAAUGUGUCGGAUAUUUUUAUCAUGGGAGGUUGUUUGAUGAUGGAGUGCAUCGUUCUGCUGAAUUGGUGCGAGCAAAAUGGAUUAGGACCCCUUGGCUUGACGGGGUUGUCUAUGGGUGGCCAUAUGGCUUCGCUAGCAGCUACAAAUUGGCCAAAACCAAUUUCGCUAGUUCCCUGCUUGUCUUGGUCCACAGCUUCUCCAGUUUUUACCCAAGGAGUGAUGGCUAAUUCGAUAAAUUGGUCCCUUUUACAGUCGCAAUAUUUUUCUGAUACUAUGUAUCAAAACGAUUUGGCUAAAAUGGUUAAAAUAAUUGAUCAAGAUGAUGCAUUCUUAGCCGGUCAACAUUUUGCGCAACAUUUUCCUGCGAGUGUAAGAAGGAUGUGCGAGCUUACAGACGAUCUUAAAAAUAAUUCGGAUAAAAAUCAAGACAAUAAUAUAAUAAAGCGCGCAAGUUUCGACGUAACAGAUGAAUCGGCAGCAGAUGAAAAAGCAGCUGCUAAAAUGUUUCCUCUGAAUCUUAUAUCAAACCGAUUUAAACCUUCAGAGCCUGAAUUAAUGGACGAUGUCUGUAUGCUGCCUGCCGAAAAAAAUAAUGGAACAGAUAAACGUCGCGAACAGGAAGCGCUCCAAUUUAUGCGUGGCAUAAUGGACGAGUGUACCCAUUUACGUAACUUCGAAGUACCUGUUGAUACUAAUUUAAUAAUAGCCGUCUGCGCUAAAGACGACGCUUAUGUUCCGCGUGACAAUUGCAUGAGCUUGGAAAAAAUUUGGCCUGGAGCUGAAGUCCGUUUUAUUAAUGCUGGCCAUGUUAGCGCUUAUUUGCUUCAUCAGAAACAAUUUAGAUCAACAAUAGCGGAAUCCUUUGACAGAUAUUCAAGGAAAUACUUGAAAAAUAGUUGACAAAAAAAUAUUUUUAAUGAAUUUUAAAAGAAAUUAUCUAUAUAUAUAUAUAAAUGAAUAUGUAUACAGAAUUAUUUUAUUGUACAAUUUUAAAAUGUUAAGCA
Molecule: messenger RNA, 1786 nt
Organism: Cotesia glomerata
Lineage: Eukaryota; Metazoa; Arthropoda; Insecta; Hymenoptera; Braconidae
Product: protein ABHD18
Exons: 9
Coding region: 294-1682 (462 amino acids)
Source: RefSeq, a predicted model, not a curated record